Molecule: messenger RNA, 2816 nt
Organism: Sebastes umbrosus (honeycomb rockfish)
Lineage: Eukaryota; Metazoa; Chordata; Actinopteri; Perciformes; Sebastidae
Product: carbohydrate sulfotransferase 8-like
Exons: 4
Coding region: 363-1523 (386 amino acids)
Biological process (GO): carbohydrate biosynthetic process; proteoglycan biosynthetic process
Cellular component (GO): membrane
Molecular function (GO): sulfotransferase activity
Source: RefSeq, a predicted model, not a curated record
ACGCCAUCUUUUCAUCCCGCCUCGCCCGUCCGGUCCACCGGGAACACACUCCUCUCCUCUCCGUCCUCCGCAAGUUGGGGCGUUUUCCCUCUCGGUUCUCCGCCCUCAUCAGUCACCGGACAGUUCACCGGAAACAACGGGACAUUAACGGUUUCAGAGCGCGUGUUUAGUCUCCGUUAUCUGUGUUGUUGUCGGAGAGACGGAGGUCAACGGAACCGGAGAAGAAGACUUUCAGACGGACCGGUGAACUCUACCGGCAGACUCCAUGCUGGUCGGCUGGACUCCACACAGGCUGUGCAGCGGUGGCUGAUCUGGGACCAGCCUGGUGGACUCUAGGCUGCAGGACUCUGCUGUCUGUGGUCAUGAAGCUGGUCUGCCCUCUGUACCGCCCCCUGUGGUUCCUCAUGCUGCUGGGAGCCGGAUCUCUGCUGCUGCUGGUCCACCUCCAGGACCUGACCGAGAUGGUCCUGCAACAGAACCCAGGUGUGAACUCGCUGGAGGCUCCCAGGUGGCCCGUUGAGAAGGAUGACGACGUUGUGACCGGUCAGACUCUGGUGAAGCUGAAGGACUCUGAGUCUCUGUUGGUUCUGGAGGACGCCGUCGGCUACAAACCGCCGGUCACCAAACGCCACAGGAAGCUGCUCCUGAAGAACCCUGCCGGUGGCGAGGAGGAACUACAUCUGCAGCAGCAGCUGGCGGAGACGCUGGCGUCCCGGCGCCGACUGCUGACCGACGUCUGUGCCAAAUACCGGCCGGGCGUCACGGAGCAGCUGGUCUCGCGGCGGCAGUUGUCCCGGGUUUUCGUGGAGGACCGGUCCAGGCUACUCUACUGCGAGGUGCCCAAAGCCGGCUGCUCCAACUGGAAGCGGGUGCUGAUGGUGUUGGGAGGCAGCGCCACCUCCACACGAGACAUUCCUCACGACGCGGCGCAUUACGGCAACCACCUGCGGCGGCUGGAGAGCUACGACCGCACCGGCACCGCCGAGAGACUCCGGUCCUACACCAAAGUCCUGUUCGUCAGGGAGCCUUUUGAGCGUCUGGUGUCGGCGUUUCGGGACAAGUUCGAGAGUCCGAACUCGUACUACCACCCGGUCUUCGGACGCCCCAUCAUCUCCAGAUACCGCGCCAACGCCACACACACCGCCCUGCGCACUGGCGCCGGCGUCACCUUCAGGGAGUUCGUCCAGUACCUGCUGGACGUGCGCCGGCCGGUGGGGAUGGACAUCCAUUGGGAGCCCAUCAGCCAGCUGUGUAACCCCUGCCUCCUCAGGUACAACUUCAUCGGCAAGUUCGAGAGCCUGAAGGAAGAAGCCAACUUCCUGCUGCAGAACAUCGGAGCGCCGAGGAACCUCACGUUCCCGGACUUCAAGGACCGGAACCCACGAGCCGAGAGGACUUCCUCCAGGAUCACCCAGAGCUACUUCUCACAGCUCAACGCCACCGAGAGGCAGAAGGCAUUCGACUUCUACUACAUGGACUACCUGAUGUUCAACUACCCCAAACCCUUCACAGACCUGCACUGAGUCCAGGACCAGGACCAGGGAGGGCACUGAGUCCAGGAGCAGGACCAGGGGGACACUGAGUCCAGGAGCAGGACCAGAGAGGGUACUGAGUCCAGGAGCAGGACCAGGGAGGGUACUGAGUCCAGGAGCAGGACCAGGGGGGCACUGAAUCCAGGAGCAGGACCAGGGAGGGUACUCAGUCCAGGAGCAGGACCAGGGGGGCACUGAGUCCAGGAGCAGGACCAGGGAGGGCACUGAGUCCAGGAACAGUACCAGGGGGGGCACUGAGGCCAGGAGCAGGACCAGGGAGGGUACUGAGUCCAGGAGCAGGACCAGGGGGGCACUGAGUCCAGGACCAGGGAGGGCACUGAGUCCAGGACCGGGGGGGGCACUGAGUCCAGGACCAGGAAGGGGGUCUGAAGCUAAAGGCUUAACAGAGCAGAACUCCCUCAUAUUUCUGGUUUCAGGACUACAGAAGAACUACUGGUCCUGUUGGACCUUGUCUGAUUAUGGGUCUUAUGGUGGGCCGAGGAAGAACCUGAUCAGGUCUAGGAGCUGAUCUGGAUCACGGGGCAGAUACACUAAUUAUUGGCAGAGGUCUGCCCUUCUAGUUUUCUUUUUCUAUAUCGACCUUCGUUCUUUAUUCUUCAGGAAAUUAUUAAUUACUUUAGUUGCAGAGAACGAAUCAGAACUCUGAUGGAGGAGCUGGUGUUGGUUAAUAUGACCUUUUGACCUUUAGUUUAGUCGUACAGCUGAAUGACUUCUGUGAAGUUAGUUUUACCUUCAUUUCUCUGAGACGUCGUCCACAUUAAGACGUCUGUCCGUCCACAGAGACAGGUACAGCUCUUCUUCUUCUUCUCCUCUUUCCAGGUAAAUCAUGAUCAGGUGAGACCGAUGACAUCAUCAGGUGAGACCGAUGACAUCAUGUUUCCUCUCAAACUAACAGAGUUUAACAUUUAAACUCUGGAUGCUGCAGACAGUUUAAAUAAAACCUGUUUCAAAUCAGAGCAUCUCCAUGACGUAGAUGAUGAUGUAGAUGAUGACGUAGACCAUGACGUAGACCAUGACUUAGAUGAUGACGUAGACGAUGACGUAGACGGUGACAUAGACGGUUACGUAGACGAUGACGUGUCACCAGGCUAAACAGACUAAAGAGACUUUAUGAGAUGAAGAUGAAGACGACAUUGGAGCCUUAACACUGCCAUAUUUCACUUGCUGCAUUACACUGGUUGAUGUGAAUCAUAAUCAUAAUAAUAAUAAUAAUAAUAAUAAUAAUAAUAGUAAUAAUAAAUGUGUGAGCUUUUUAUCUAGAAA